Molecule: messenger RNA, 771 nt
Organism: Prorocentrum cordatum
Lineage: Eukaryota; Dinophyceae; Prorocentrales; Prorocentraceae
Source: the annotation of a GenBank genome assembly
GUCCUCCUGACGAAGAGCCUGCCCAGCGUCAUCUGGCACGGCUCCCAUAUCACGCCUGAGGUCGCUGGCGAGAAGCGACCCCCAAUAGACAACGACUUCUUCGGCAACGCGGUGCAGAUCGACUCGCUCUCUUCACCAUCACGACAGAGUAUUUCACAAUGGCAUCCAGUGACAGCAGCUGCAGCAGUUCUUCGUCAGCCACCAAAACUCGGCGUCGACGGCCUCGCAAAGAACGUGAGCGUGAGCGCAGAGACAAAGACAGAGGAGACGGCAGCCAUUCCCGCAGUGAUAGAGGUGAACGAAGUGAUAAGCAUAGACCCGAAUGUCCUCCUUCUCAAGAUCGUGACAGACGACGAGCGGAACGUGAAGCCCUCGAGAGCGACCCCAGAGGCGAAGAUGCAUUACAGCGAGAAGACCCUUGGACAGGAACACAGAGACCUUCUGGACCAGCUCAAGUGGCUUCCUUCAUACGUGCUGCAGAAGACGCGGCUACACUACCUGGCACGUGGAUUCGUGCCCGACGACAAUUCGUUGGAGCAGCGUCUCAGCCAGCUCUUCACCUCCCAGAUCGAGUCGGCCACCACCAGGCUCCAGAACGAGUCCGAGGCCAUCAUUCGUAACGCUCAGCAAGCUCUUCAAGGGGAACUUCAGCUCGUUCUCGGACAUGUGCGGCAGCAUGGAGGCAGGCUGGACGCCAUGGACACCUCAGUCCGCGAGCUCAACCAGCGCACGCACAUGGUGGAACAGGAGCAGCAGCAGAUGCGGCACGAA